This is a messenger RNA of Talpa occidentalis (Iberian mole), 4487 nucleotides long. It is a transcript of the gene ARHGAP30, whose product is annotated as Rho GTPase activating protein 30. Gene Ontology annotation, molecular function: GTPase activator activity. NCBI's taxonomy places the organism in Eukaryota, Metazoa, Chordata, Mammalia, Eulipotyphla, Talpidae. The record is from RefSeq and is a predicted model, not a curated record. Gene Ontology annotation, biological process: small GTPase-mediated signal transduction. The transcript has 12 exons. Bases 196 to 3492 code for a protein of 1098 amino acids.
CACUUCCGUGUGGUCGGGGACCCAGAGGCCAGAGUCGCUAUCCGUUGCCCAGGUCACCCUCCACCCCCAGUUCAGAGCCCUGCCCCCCUGGGGCUGGGCCAAGCCCAAAGGCUGCCUGGGGCUUACAUGGGGGACUGGUAGGGUAAAGGUCUUGGGGGACCGAGGUGGCUGGGCCUGAGCCCUGGGGCUCCGGCCAUGAAGUCUCGGCAGAAGGGAAAGAAGAAAGGCAGUUCGAAGGAGCGGGUGUUUGGGUGCGACUUGCAGGAGCACCUGCAGCACUCCGGCCUGGAGGUGCCGCAGGUGCUAAAGAGCUGUGCAGACUUUGUGGAGGAGCAUGGUGUGGUAGAUGGGAUCUAUCGCCUCUCAGGGGUCUCCUCCAACAUCCAGAAGCUCCGGCAGGAGUUUGAAGCUGAACGGAAACCAGACCUGCGGAAAGAUGUUUACCUGCAGGACAUACACUGCGUCUCCUCCCUGUGCAAGGCCUACUUCAGAGAACUGCCGGACCCCCUGCUCACUUACCGGCUCUAUGACAAGUUUGCUGAGGCUGUGGCAGUGCAGUUGGAGCCUGAGCGUUUGGUUAAGAUCCAGGAGGUGCUGCGAGAACUCCCUAUCCCAAACUACAGGACGCUGGAGUUCCUCAUGCGGCACUUGGUGCACAUGGCCUCUUUCAGCGCCCAGACCAACAUGCAUGCUCGCAACCUGGCCAUCGUGUGGGCCCCCAACCUGCUGAGGUCUAAGGACAUAGAGGCCUCGGGCUUCAAUGGGACGGCAGCUUUCAUGGAGGUGCGUGUGCAAUCCAUCGUGGUCGAGUUCAUCCUCACGCAUGUGGACCAGCUCUUUGGGGGUGCUGCUCUCUCUGGUGGUGAGGUGGAGGGCCGGUGGCAGUCACUUCCCGGGGCCCGUGCAUCAGGCAACCCUGAGGACUUUAUGCCGAGGGCAGUGCCCUACAACCUGCCGAGCAUCCUGCAGGCUGGUGAUGGUCCCCCACAAAUGCGACCCUACCACACUAUCAUCGAGAUCGCAGACCACAAGAGGAAGGGGUCUCUGAAGGUCAGGAAGUGGAGAUCUAUCUUCAACCUGGGUCGCUCGGGCCAUGAAACCAAGCGUAAAUUUCUACGGGGGGCUGAGGACAGGGAGGAAAAGUCUGAUAAGGGGACACUGCGGCCAGCCAAGAGCAUGGACUCCCUGAGUGCUGCUGCCGGGGUGAGCGAUGAGCCAGAGGGUGUAGUGGGACCCAGUAGUCCCCAGCCAUGUCCACUGCUGCCUGAGAGCCUUGAGAUGGAGUCUGUGGAGGCAACAGAGGAGGAGCAAGAGACUGAGGCAGAGAGAUUGGACAGCACGAAUUCUGAGCCAGGCACCCCUCGAGCUGGCCGGUCAGCAAUCCGCUCUGGGUGCAGCAAUCGUGCAGAGCGCUGUGCCGGUGUCCACAUCUCAGAUCCCUACAAUGUCAACCUCCCUCUACACAUCACUUCCAUCCUCAGCAUGCCCCCAAACAUCAUCUCUAACGUCUCCUUGACCAGACUUACCCGUGGCCUUGAGUGCCCCGCUCUACAGCCACGUCCUAGCCCUGCCUCUGGCCCUGGCCCUGGCCCUGGCCCCGGCCCUGGGCCUCCAGAUGAGAAGUCAGAGUCAGGUUCAGUCCCAGGUCACCUGGCUGCCUCAGGCCCAAUGGACAUGGCCCCAGCUCUGGACGACUGCCUGUCCCAGGAGGUGCAGGAUACCUUCUCCUUCCUAGAGGACUCAAGCAGCUCAGAGCCCGAUUUGGUGGGGGUGGAGGAUGGGGCGGUGGCCAAGGCAGGAGCAACAGGAGCAGCCUUCUCCCCUGGCGAGGACGACUCUGGGAUGGGCUACCUGGAGGAGCUCCUGGGAGUUGGGCCUCAGGUGGAGGAAUUCUCUGUGGAGCCCCCGCUGGAUGACUUGUCUCUGGAUGAGGCACAGUUCGUCUUGGCUCCAAGCUGCUGUUCCCCAAACUCUGACUCCAGGCCUGAAGCAGAGGAAGAAAGUGGGGAGGAAGUCUUUUUGAGUGCCUAUGAUGACCUAAGUCCCCUUUUGGGGCCCAAACCCCCAAGCUUGGAGGGUCCAAGGAGUCCGGAGGAAAAGGUGGCAGGGUGUGGGACUUUGACUGAGGAAGAGAAAGGGUGUUGGGGAGUUGGGGAGAACAAGGAUGCUGAGCCUGGAAGAAGAUGGGACAUCAGGGAGGAUGCUGAGGGAAGUCCAGAGAGUGAGGUAGAGGCUAGAGAGGCUGUUGAGGAAGGCAGGGAGACUAGGGGAAGCCAAGAGGUGAUGGUCAGUUUGAAAGAAGGGAGUGGGGAGUUGACAGAGACCAAGGGAGAGAAGUCCAAAGAUGAGAAGGAGGAUGAGAAAAGGGAGGAAAAUAAGUGUGUUGAGGAGACAGGAGAUGAGCAGGGUAAAGAUAAGGAGGAAAGAAAGACAGAGAGAGAAAAAGUGACUGGAGAAGGAGAGGAGGCCCAGGCAGAAGCUGGGAGAGACACAGAGCCGAUAGCCCAGGAAAGCCAAGUUGACAAGGAAAGCUGGGAAGUUGUUCAGAAAGAAGAGGCUGAGGGAGUCAUAGAAGAUGAGAUCAAAGGACAGAGGGAGAAUGGGGACCAAGAGGUAAGAGAAGACCAAGGAGAUGAUGAAGAUGGCAGAAGGGCAAAAGCAGCAGCUGAAGAAGAGGAGGUCAGCAAGGAACAGGAGAGUGGGGAUGGAGAGGCUGAGAGAGACCAGAGUGCUGGAGAUGGCCAUUUAGAAGAGGGCUCCCUUCCUGAAAAGUUGUAUGUAGAGUCCCUGCAGGUUGACAAUGCCAAAGAGGACAAUUCCCAGUCCUGUGAGAUGAAACAGGUGGCCCCAGAACCACCCCAGCCAGAGGAAAUGGAGCCUGAGGGGCAGACCAGUUCAGAAGGUUGCCAUGUGUGCCCCUGUCCCCUUGGUUCAGCUGGUGGUGUGGGCAUGCGCUUUGCUUCCACCCUGGUCCAAGUCCAACAGGUCCGCUCUGUGCCUGUGGUGCCCCCUAAACCACAGUUUGCCAAGAUGCCCAGUACAAUGUGUAGCAAGAUCCAUGUGGCGCCUGCAAAGCCAAGCCCAAGACCUGGUCGACUGGAUGGGACUCCUGGGGAAAGGGCUUUGGGGUCCCGAACCUCCCGCUCCUCUUGGAAGAAUGGGGGCAGUCUUUCCUUUGAUGCUGCUGUGGCCCUAGCCCGGGAACGCCAGAAGACUGAGGCUCACGGAGUUCGACGGACCCAGACUUGUACAGGUGGUGGGGACUAUAGCCUCAUCCCCAGAACCUCCCCCUGUAGCAUCGCCCCUGCCCAUUCUCCUCGGCCCCUUAGCUGCCUGGACCUGUCAUCUGAAGGCAAAGAAGGGUCUGGACCCCGGAGUCGUCUUAGUCUUCCCCUUAGAGAAUCCUUGCCCCCUGACCCCAUUAUGCUUCCCCAGUGCCGAUCAUAUACAAUCGAAACACAGGAUGACCCUGGGAAAAGUAAGGGACUGUGAUUAGGACUAGAGCCCUAGGCAAAGGGCACGGUAUGUGGGCUUGACUUUUUUCAGUUUUAGACAGUUUCUUACGCAGUCUGAGAAGCUGUAAUAUCCAACUCUCUAGACUUUGGUCCUGCAGCUUCACUUCUGAACUGUAGGAGGCACUGCACUCAUCCAUUUCCCUGAGUGGCUCAUUCACAAAGCACUUAUCCCCCAAGAGAUGCUUAAGAGUCAUCAAUGUUGUUUCCAAAGAUUGAAGCUACUGACCAAAGAGGAAAUGGAGUCUUCUAAAGCAAAGAAUAAAGGAGGUGGUCUCGCUUCGGCAGCACAUAUACUAAAAUUUGAAUGAUACACAGGAGAGUAGAAGGGCCCAAGCACCAGGAUGACAUGCGAAUUCGUGAAGCGUUCCCUAUUUUUUCAUUUAUCACAAGAAAUGUAGAUGAUGCAAAUAGGGUUCCGGGGAAAAAAAAAGUAAUCAUAAUAAAGUAAAAAUCAAAAUCAACAGGCAACUAUAAACUAGAGACCUUCUGCCCUGGAGAGGAGGGGAUAAUUCGUUCAAGAGUGAAUGGGUGAUGGGAAUUUCUCAGUAACUACAACUGAGAAAAAUGCACACGUUGUACAAAAAUGAAAAAUGAUGUAAAAAAAUAUAUAAAACAAAAUGAUAAAAAAAAAAAAAGAAGGGGGAACUUCAGGUAGCUACGUUCCUGCCCUUUUCUGAUGCUGUGACCUUUUCAUGGAGACCCUGGGUGGAGGCAGAGAAGACAAAGACUCUUCUAGAGUUGAGGCCCUGGAAGGACUGACCUCCAUUCCAGUUAUGCCCCCCUCUGCCUCCAGUGGCCUUGAGGAAGAGAACCCUAUUCAGCUCUCUCUGGCCUCUCCUAUUCCCUUUGGAAUCACUUCCUCCUAUUUUUGGAAAGGGGAAUGGCCUCACUCAAGCCCUUGGGUUUAUCUCCAAGCUGGGGUCACACAUCACAUUUUAGUCAAGGGUAAUGUUUCAGAAUAAACCUUGGAUG